CAGAGCCCGAGGGCAGCUGUGGAGCCUCCAGCAGGGGGCGCUGCAGCCUCUCCAUUGCUGCCUUGUAGUUGUGCAGGAAGGAGACGUCUUCAGCUCUCAGCUCCUCCUCUGUGGCUCUGACUGUGUGUGAAAGAGCUGCUAUCUCUCUGCUCACAGCCUCCAUCUUCUCCUCCAUCAUCCUCCUCUGCUGCUCCUCUUCCUCCCUCAGUGCAGCCAUCCUGGCUUCCUCUUCCUCUUCUAGAAACUGGUGAAGCUUCUUAAACUGCUCCUUAAUCUGCAGCUCUGUGCGUCGGGCCUGGGCCUCCAUGUGUCCUGCUGUCUGAUCAAACUUCACUUUAACUUCUUCAAAGAGCUUCAGUUUCUCCUGUAAGGACUGCAGAGACUUCUGGAGCUCCUCUUUGAGAUCCUGAGCAGCUUCAUCCACGGGUCUGAAUCUGUGGUUGGUGUGUGUUCUUGAAUCUCUGCAGACGACACACACUGGCUGCUGAUGGUCCAGACAGAAGAGUCUGAGUCUCUCAGAGUGCAGACUGCAGAGAGCCUCUGAAGAUCCCUGACCUCUCUCCUGUAGGAAGGUCUCACACAGGUUCUUUAACACCAGGUUUAAAGGGGGCUCUGACCUUGAAGAUCUCCUCUUACAAAGUGGACACUCUUGUAAUGGUGUCUGUCUCCACCAGCCCUGCAGACAGUCUCUACAUAAGCUGUGGCUGCAGGACAGGACGACAGGAUCUCUGAAGACUCCAUGGCAGACAGAGCAGCAGAAAUCUUCCUCUAACCUGGAAGCCAUUUAUUCUCUUCCGGAAGUCACUUGCGCCCAAAAAUACCCUUUUUGCGUGUGGAUUCACUCCUGAGGCCUGCACAGCGAAGCCAGUUCAACACACCCAGGAUAUCUGUGAGUUAUCUGGUUCACUAACCCUUAUAAACCGCAUCUCGCUAAACGGUCUUACCACGAUGGAUGUAAACUCGGAAAAUCAAUUCAAGCCAGGCUCGGUUAGUCUGUCCGGCUAUGAGCCAAUCACAUGAAAGGGGCGGGUUUAGCCACAUUUGACCAAUCAGAAACCUGGAGAAGCGUACUGGCAUACUUCAUGAAUGAAAAGUAAACUAUCAUGUCAGACAAAUAUGAAGAAGUUCAACUUUAAACAUCAAAAAAUGAAAUACUUAAUCCAGGAUCAAAUCUGCAACGAGCAGAAAGAACAGCUGGCAGACUCUGAGUGUUUGAAUGCGUACAUUAUCGUGUAAAUCUGAACACGGUGCUGUUUUGAUGACGGACCCUGUUCCUCACACUUCCGGUCGGUAACACAUGUUAGAUGGAGGCGACUCUGCUGGGUCUGAGUGACGGGGUUCUGGACCCGGAGCGGCACCGAGCCUCUUUCCUCACCAACAAGGUGGGGGGGCAGCCGGACUGGAUGCUUCCGGACACCUCGCAGCAGGUUCCCCGCUGCGCGCGCUGCGGAGCCCCUUUGGCACACGUGCUGCAGGUUUACUGCCCCGUGCAGAUCAGCCCCCCCCACCACAGGACCCUUCACCUGUUCGCGUGCACAGGUACAGGGUGCAGCAGCAGCACGGAGACCUGGAGGGUUAUCCGCUCCCAGCGUCCGGAGGAGAGGGGAACACCCGGUCGGACGGCCCCGACUCUGGAGGCUCCUCCGGCAGCUUCAGAAUGGUGCGACACCGCUGAAGACUGGGGGGAGGAGGAGGAGGAGGAGGAGGGAGGACGGAGGAAGGAGAGCCAGGUUCAAGAGGAGGAAGCAGCUCCUAAGGAAGAAGCCGGAGAGAUCAGCGUGAGCUGGCGUCUUCAGGGUCUGAACCUCGGCGACGCUCCAGAGGUAGAGGUUCCCGUGCUCCGCUCGUUCUUCAUCAGCGUGGUGGACGAGGCGGAGCUGUGUGGGGAGGAGGACGAGCUGCAUCACGCUCAGCAGCUGCUGCGGGAGUACGAGAGGAGGGAGGGGGUGUCUGUGGGGGAGAUGGAGGAGAUGGAGGAUGGCGGCGACGGCGGCAAGGAAAAAUACGAGAAGACGAAAGCCAGACACGGAGACGCCGUCUUCUCGCGCUUCAUGAAGAAGAUCUCGCUCUGCCCGCAGCAGAUCCUGCGCUACAGCCGCAGGGGGAAGCCGCUCUUCAUCUCCGAGCCGCCGGCAGACAUGGCGGUGCCCAGGUGCGGCUCCUGUGGGGGGGGGCGGACGUUUGAGAUGCAGCUGAUGCCCGCUCUGGUGAGUCUGCUGCGGGGGAGGAGGAGGAGGGAGGGAGGCAGCGAGGAGGAGGAGGUGGAGGUGGAGUUCGGCACGGUGCUGGUGUUCACCUGCACCAACAGCUGCUGGACGGAGGCGGCAGGAUCCGCUGUGGAGGAGAUCUGCUUCGUGCAGCCGGACCCCGACCAGAAGCUCUUCAGAUGACAAACAAAGCUCCCAAAGAAGAACUCAGAAACUCAGAGUCCAACAGAACUAUGAAAUAAAUCCUCCCUGGAUUCUUUAACGAGCCACCAUUAUUACAUUAGUUUCUCUCCCACACAAAAACCAAAACACAUUCAGGAAACCAUUGACCUCCAGACCAGGGGACAUUGAGAGCUGACUCUCAGAAUAUUAAACCAUCCACUGGCUCUGUCAUUCAUUUAGAUUCACCAACAAGGAGCCGUCAGGUGCAUUAAACACAGCACAGUAAGGAACUGGGUUUGGUAGAUUAUUUAUGUAUCUUCUUGGCAGUAAAUCUUAUCCCGCAGGACAGCCUGUUCACUUCUCUUUGAAUGGAGCCACAUUUGCGAGGAACGCUUUGGAGAGCUGAGCAGCACCUGUGGAGGAGAGUCAACAACAGCAGCAAAAUAAGGUGUUAGGCAUUGGAGGAGAAAACGCCGCUCAGCUCCCAAAUGCACGUUCCUCACAAAUGUGGCUCCAUUUGAAAAAGAAGUAAACAGGCUGUCCUGCGGGAGAAGCAACACAUCAAUAAUCUACCAAACACAAAUAUCCUGACUGUGCUGUUUAUAUAUUCAAAGCCCUAAAGAGGCCAAACAGCAGGGUGUUGCGUUACGGGUUGUGUUCAUAACCAGCUUUCUUCCUUCCGUGUAAUUUAUUGCAGAUCUAUCCUUUAAUAACUAAUAUAACUUCAACUUCUUUGGGACGACAGGCUCCUGAAAUGUGAGAGAACAGACACUGGACCACUCGUUAAUGAAAGGACGUAUGAAACACGGAGCAGGUCACAUUCUCUUUAGUUUUACUUCACCCUUGCGAUACAUUUCUCUGGUUCAGUGUCUUCAGCUUCAACAUGAGGUCGGACAGCAGGGAGGAAAUGUAAACCGUUAAAGCAAUAGAAAAACAAAUCAGCUGAAGGACUUUCUUUUUUAAAAACCGGAUCAGAUCCAGAGUAUCAAAAAUAAACUCCUUAAUAAUUAACUGGCCAAUAAAUAACGAUGGUGUUCAGCCUUGGAUGUCUCUGAUGGGGUGGAGGGGGAGUUGCAGCCCUUUGUCGAGGAAUCAGUCAUGAGGAGGUCUUUGGUUUUCAGCGAGGCGGCUCGGUGUUCCUCAGCAAGGCGGCUCGGUGUUCCUCAGGGAGGCGGCUCGGUGUUCCUCAGCGAGGCGGCUCGGUGUUCCUCAGCGAGGCGGCUCGGUGUUCCUCAGCGAGGCGGCUCGGUGUUCCUCAGGGAGGCGGCUCGGUGUUCCUCAGGGAGGCGGCUCGGUGUUCCUCAGCGAGGCGGCUGCUCGGUGUUCCUCAGCGAGGCGGCUGCUCGGUGUUCCUCAGGGAGGCGGCUCGGUGUUCCUCAGGGAGGCGGCUCGGUGUUUCAGGCACUUGAGGUUCAGUGUGUUUCAGUCUCUGCUGUCAGUGGUACGGCUGCUGCUGGUCAAACUGGUCGAACUGGACGCCGCUCAGGCCAAUGAUGUCUCUGUCGAUGAUCUCGUUCACUGCAACACAAACAGAAGCACGCUUUGUUUAUCACCAAGGCUGGAAAACUUCUCCUUUUUUUGCUUUUUCCUGAAUUAAAAGUCUUACUGAAGAGGUCAAAAUCUCCAGAAUCUGCUUUAUUUAACAUUUGCUCGAUUUUAGAAUUAAAUAAAAAACACAAAUCUUAAUUUUUUAACAGAAAUAAGAAGUUAAAUCCAAUCCAACACAGGAAGUGAAAGGAAGAAAAUCCAAUACAAAUAUAGAAUGAAGAAUACUUUUCUUGAAGUCAGAAAUUGAACUUUAAUCUCAGAAUAAAAAAAAAAAGGGAUUUUAGUUUUUUUUCUGAAUUUAUUUAUAACUUUAUUGUUUCUGCUAAAGAAAUAUUGGUUCUGAGAUUAUUGAGUUUUUUCUGAAACGCUCUGAAUUUUAGAGCCACGUUAAACAUUUUUCGGAAUCUGGAACUGCAAAAAAAGUUCACCGUUGGUCAAAUCCCACAAAGGUAAUUCACAUUUCGACCUCAUCCUCUUCCAUAGCGCUUCAUAAAACUCCUAAGAGCCAUGACUCGAAAUUCAAGCUAUAAUUAAACUCAUUAUAAAUACAACGUCUCGUUAAAAGCACUCUGAAAACAAAGGCAUGGAAAGAAAAGUAGAUUCUGUAUUCGACCACAGGAGGAGCAGCUGGACAGCCUGCAGCGUUAAAUAAAGCAUGAGUGACGUGUUUGUGUGCGGCUGUAAGAGAGAGACUGUUCUGCAUUCAAUCUUCAGAUUACAGACUCCUCACUUUCUACAGACUGAUCCUGUCUCUCUCUCUCUCACACACUCUCACACACUCACACACCAUCAGUGAGAAGUUUCUGAGUUUAUUCAAUAUGCGGCAGAGUGUUUCUCUGCACAGCAGCGAGCGGCUAAUCUUAGCUCUGCUGUGAAACCUGAGGCUGCAGAAACCUCUCCAUCAGACUCACUGCACACAACCCAGAUCAUCCAGGCUGCUCCUCACCGCACACACACCUCCAACAUCUCACAGCAUGGAUAACCUCUGCUUUAGAAUGUCCAAAAACCACGUAAUGUGACAACAUUUAGUUUAGCAUUUCCAGGGAAGAAAAUCCCACAUUUAUGGGAAAAAUAUCAGAAGACUUCCAAAAAGAAACCUCUUCUGUAACUACUAGAGUUGUGUACUCAUGAUAUCCCUAAUGCUUUAAAGUUAUUCAAACAUCACAGAGUCUGGGGAGCGGGGGAAGGUUUCAUUAAAAGACCAAGGGAUUAAAUGGUUCAUUUCCGGGAUAAAUAAUCAGAAAUCUAUGAAAAGCAAAUCCUAAAAAGUCUAUGAAAAGCAAAUCAUAAAAAGUCUAUGAAAAGCAAACUCACUUUAAAGAAUAGCAAGCUGAUGAAUAACGUCGGCCAAAGUCAUGUUGAAAGGCAAGAACUGUGUGUGUGUGUGUGUGUGUGUGACAGCUGCAGCAACAGAUUUAACCCUCGCUGCAUCAUCAGAGCAGCAACAAGCAGCAGAGCUAUUAUUAACACAGAUCAGAGAGAAACACACACACACACACACACACACACAGGGGGCCCCCUCAUAUAAAUAACCAUCAUCACACACACACCCCAGCUGCACCAUGAUAUUGGUACUACUGUCAGCCUCCACUCUGUAGCUUCACGUCUCUCUACAGCUUCACCCGUAAAGCCCGCCUCUGGUGAUGCGAGAUCUACGUUCUGAUUGGCUAAGGCCCUCCUGUGCUGAAAAGUCUGUGUUAUGAUUGGCUGAGGAACUUCAGUGAGGUUCACCCUCAGAGCUUUACUUGAUGAACUCCAGCAGCUCCUUACCGUCGUCCAGAGUGAUCUCCUGCAGACCCAGAGAGUCAGGACGCUCCUCACGCUCCUGUUUGAUGCUCGGGGGGGGAGCAGACACCUUCAGGGGGGGAGGAGAAGUCACCAAGACUCUCCUGGAGCUCAGAGACGGGGAGGGUCUCCUCUGAGGUCCACCGGAGGACGAGGC
Molecule: messenger RNA, 5859 nt
Organism: Eleginops maclovinus (Patagonian blennie)
Lineage: Eukaryota; Metazoa; Chordata; Actinopteri; Perciformes; Eleginopidae
Gene: pdcd2l
Product: programmed cell death 2-like
Exons: 4
Coding region: 1305-2390 (361 amino acids)
Biological process (GO): apoptotic process
Cellular component (GO): cytoplasm
Source: RefSeq, a predicted model, not a curated record